AAAAAUAGCCCUAAAAUUCGUCGCUAGGGACCCCUCUGCGAAAAAUUCCCCCAAAUUCUAAACCUAACAAGCUCAACCAUGGAGUAUCCAUGGCGUUCUAGGUCUCCACCAGCUAAUUUAUGCCCAAUUUGCUCGCAUUCUCACUUCCCUUUCUGCACACCACCUCCUCCCCAAUACUUCCGGCCUCCACCACCGCCUCCGAAUCAAUUUUUCCGCAGUCCACUCCCACCUCCUCCUCAUCAAGCUUCAUAUGAUCCGUUCGUUGACCACCAAGGCGGCCCCGCCGUCACUCCUUAUCCACCACCACCUCCGGCGCAAAUUCCGCCCGGGCCGUGGAAUAGUGACCCUAAUUACAGCAGUGAGUACUACCGAAAUCCAAAUUCCGGACCGGAUCGUGAAAUUCCUAGUCAAAUUGGCGUCAAGAGAAUGCGAUUCGACAACGGCAGUGACGGUUAUGUUGGUUCGUUUGAGGAAGACGAGAGGAGGCUGAAACUGAUUCGUGAUCACGGAGCGGUAAGUGGCGGUUUGGAUAGAAAAUAUGACGGAGGAUGCAGCGUCUCGGAUCGUUCUCACGAGCCGAGCAAUUUUCAGGGGAUUGAGAGUGGUUAUCAUAAGGAAAAUAAUCAUAGCGUUAAUCAAAACAGACCGCUUCAUAAUCAAAACAAGAGUAGUGUGAUGCACAAUCAUUAUGGAAGUAGUCCUGGAGCUGAUGGGUAUAGGAAUUUCAGACCUCCAAGAGGAAACCAUGAAACUCUGGCAUAUGAUGAUUCGAGUUACCAAGACCAUAGAAGAAAUUUUCCUACAGAAAGCAGGGAGUACAAUAAUCAAUACCUGCUGCCUCAUGCGAAGCAGCAGCAUAGAAUGGAGCCCCAAUUACCCUAUUAUGGUUUAUCUAAUCAGGGUGAGAACAAGCGUCUUAUGCAGGACGCCCCCGGGUUUAUGGCUCAGCCUCCACUUCCUACAUCCCCGCCACCACCAAUUCCUGUGGAACCAUCAAGAUUUCCGUUCCGGGGUGGUGUAAAUUCUGCUUCUUCGUUCCAUUCACCAUACUCUAUGGUUUCUGAAUCUGUGACAUCAGUGUCUUCUCACUACACUAGCAAAGGGUAUCCAAAUUCAAGUGGUUAUCAUCCAGAGGAAAUGCAAAGGAUGGCUUCAUCCAGGACAUUUAAUGGAGAAAGUGAAGACUUCCCCUCAAGGAAUCAGUCACUUGACAAGCCAAAAGUCAUUGAUGCAUCUCAUAUUUUGAAGCAUCCACACCGCGCAAGUCGCCCAGAUCAUAUUGUCAUUAUUUUGCGUGGACUUCCAGGGAGUGGUAAGAGCUACAUGGCUAAACUCUUGCGUGAUUUUGAGGUCGAAAAUGGUGGCACUGCUCCGCGGAUACAUUCCAUGGAUGAAUAUUUCAUGACAGAGGUUGAAAAGGUUGAGGAGAAUGAGGGCUCAAGAUCCUCUGGUUCAGUUAGAGGGAAGAAACUAGCUACGAAGAAGGUUAUGGAAUACUGUUAUGAACCUGAGAUGGAAGAGGCUUACCGGUCAAGCAUGUUGAAGGCAUUUAGAAAGACCCUUGAUGAAGGGGCAUUCCCCUUUGUAAUUGUGGAUGACCGCAAUCUGCGGGUAGCUGAUUUUGCUCAGUUUUGGGCAACUGCAAAGAGAUCAGGGUAUGAAGUAUAUUUACUAGAAGCCACAUACAAGGACCCAGCAGGCUGUGCUGCAAGAAAUGUCCAUGGUUUCAGUCAGAAUGACAUACUCCAGAUGGCUAACAGAUGGGAGGAUGCUCCAUCCCUGUAUAUGAAGCUAGACAUCAAGCCAUUGCUCCAUGGAGAUAAUCUUCAGGAAAACGGGAUUGAAGAGGUUGACAUGGAUACAGAAGAUGGCAACCAUAUUGGUGAUGCCUCAGAUUCUGAAGUUACAAAAAGUGAAAAGAGUUCAAGACCCUCUGAAGGUGUUCUUACCACUGAUGGCCCAUCAUCAGAUGAGCCGAAAGGGGAUGUUGGAGAAGAACAUCCAGUAGAGGUGAUGAAAGAUCUAGGAAAGAGUAAGUGGUCAAAUGAUUUGGAUGACGACGAUGUCGGCAAGACUGAAACAACCAGGGGAAACUCCAUUGCCCUAUCUAGCCUAAUUAAGUCGUACAGCAAGAAAGGUAAAUCUGUGCGUUGGGCUGAUCAGAUUGGCAAAAUCGGAUUCUCGAUCAGUGCUGGAAAGACAACAAAUGUAUCUCUAGUCAUUGGUCCCGGCUGUGGAUACACUUUGAAGUCGAAUCCCCUACCUGAAGAAGAGAAACUCAGCCAAAGAUACACUGGAGAACCAGGCAGGCGGAACGUCUUCCAAGACCAGUUGCGUGCUGAGCGCGAGUCGUUCAGAGCUGUUUUUGACAAGAGGAAACAUCGAAUCGGUGGGCUUGCUGCGGAUGAAGAAUAAUACUAGUAACAUUUGAUUUGAUUUUAUAUACUUGAGCAGUUCACCGUGUUGUAGCAUUGUUGUAUUAUAGUGACAUAUUGUUGACGAAAACUCUCAGUUUUGUUAUUUUUUCAUGAUCAUUAUCAAUAUUAUUACAAGGAAUUAUUAUUAGCAA
Salvia hispanica is the source of this 2569-nucleotide messenger RNA. RefSeq names its product P-loop containing nucleoside triphosphate hydrolases superfamily protein. The record is from RefSeq and is a predicted model, not a curated record. Lineage: Eukaryota; Viridiplantae; Streptophyta; Magnoliopsida; Lamiales; Lamiaceae. Gene Ontology annotation, biological process: regulation of telomere maintenance. Gene Ontology annotation, cellular component: nucleus.